Molecule: messenger RNA, 1095 nt
Organism: Candoia aspera
Lineage: Eukaryota; Metazoa; Chordata; Lepidosauria; Squamata; Candoiidae
Gene: ARV1
Product: ARV1 homolog, fatty acid homeostasis modulator
Exons: 5
Coding region: 83-787 (234 amino acids)
Biological process (GO): regulation of plasma membrane sterol distribution; intracellular sterol transport; sphingolipid metabolic process
Cellular component (GO): cortical endoplasmic reticulum; Golgi apparatus
Source: RefSeq, a predicted model, not a curated record
UCAGCUCUGCUAGCGGAAUCCGGAAGCGAAUGAAGUAAAACACCCUCGGAAGGAGCUUUUGUGGUUUGUUCUCUCUGGGAAGAUGGAGGAGUCUGGCUGUUACCGGUGCAUUGAGUGCAGUACAAAAGCGACUGAGCUGUACAAGGAUUAUCAACGUGGUGUGUUGCGGAUCUCUAUCUGCAAAUCCUGCCAGAAGCCAGUGGACAAAUAUAUAGAAUAUGAUCCUGUCAUCAUCUUAAUUAAUGCUAUCUUAUGCAAAGCACAAGCUUACAGACAUAUCUUAUUCAAUACAAAGAUAAACUUUCAUGGAAAACUUUGCAUAUUCUGUUUACUUUGUGAAGCUUAUCUCAGGUGGCUGCAGUUACAGGAUUCAAGUCAAAGUACCGAUCCUGAUGAUUUAAUUAGAUAUGCCAAAGAAUGGGAUUUUUAUCGAAUGUUUGGAAUAGCAUCUUUCGAACAAACUGCAUUUUUGAUUGGCAUCUUCGCUGCUCUGUGGUUAGUAAGAUCUGUUGCCCUGAAAACCAAGGCAGAUUGCAUAUUUCUUCUGAAAGCAUUGCUGUUAUCCAGCUAUGGAAAACUUCUACUGAUUCCAGCAGUUAUUUGGGAGCAUGACUACACUCAUCUGUGUCUCAAGCUCAUUAAAGUGUUUGUCUUGACAUCAAACUUUCAAGCAAUUAGAGUUACUUUGAAUAUUAGCCGCAAACUGUGUCUGAUGGUCAUUUUGAAUGGAUUAAUUUUCGAAAAUGGCAUCAUCUGCUUGUUCCAGAAUGUAGGAUGGACUGUCUGAGACAAUCUUGUUUCCUUAUGAUGGUAGUGGAAAUAUUUGAAGAUGUAGAAAAUUUUCCCUUUGAAAUCAUUCACUUCAUCAUAGUUCUAAACAAAGUAGUAAAGAAAUGUUGAAUGUAAAUUUAUUUAUUUAUUUAUAUUUCAAAGUUCAUCACCGCCCAUCUCGCACGAAAUGAUUCUUUCUAUACCAGAUCAGCCAAUCAGCCCAUACUAAUUUAGGAAUGAUGCACUGAUAUUUAAUUUUUAUAACUUAAUUUUGCUAUUUUUAAUGUGAUCGAGUUGUAUUAAAGUAAGAAUAUUGCUGUUUUA